AGAAUAUUUGGGGUUAUAUUGUCAUGUUUCUUAUCUGUCAAAAUGUUGAAAAGUUGUUGAUAAAUAAUAUUAUUUUCAAUUUUUGUUAUUUUGUGAUGGAAAGUUUUUGAGAAAUACAGUUUUGAACCUUUUCAUAUUAUGUUACCAUAUGAAAUAUAAUAGUCUGAGGAAUAGUUAAACAAUGUCUACAACUAAUGAUAUGAAAUCAUUAAGGUUGAAAGUCCAUCAAAAGACUUUCAGUGAGGAAGACCUGAUCAUAAAUCAAAAAGAUUAUCCGGAGGCCAAGAAAAAUGACAUUGUUGAAAUAUACCAUCCAUACACGGAGGAGGACAACCAGAAAAACAAAAGUAAAUCAGAGCCUGAAGAAGAUUAUCCCAGGCUGUUGCUUCAAAUCAAAGCGUUUUCUGAUGAUGUUUUGCAAACACAGACCAUCAGCGUGGAACAGAGCAUUGUAACUGCUUUUGGAUUACAAACCUUCAAAAAUGUGAUCGUUAAUAUUGUUAAUCCAGCGGACGUCGCCUUGGAUUCGAUAGAACUAACUUUCAAAGACCAAUACAUGGGGCGAUCAGAGAUGUGGAGGUUGAAAAAUAGUUUGGUCAAUACUUGUGCUUACAUGAACAAAAAAAUAGAGUUUUGUGGAGGGGCCGUGAGAUGCCAAGUUUACGAAAUGUGGGCCCAAGGCGAUAGAGUAGCCUGUGGUGUAAUCACCGAUGACACCAAAGUAGUCUUUCGUUCGUCUACCUCAAUGGUUUACCUAUUUCUGCAGAUGUCCUCAGAAAUGUGGGACUUUGACAUUUAUGGUGACUUGUAUUUCGAGAAGGCUGUCAAUGGCUUUUUGGCAGAUUUAUUCAUGAAAUGGAAGAAGAACGGUAGCAAUCAUGAAGUGACUAUUGUUCUCUUCUCCAGAACUUUUUACGAAGCUACCAACUUGGAAGAAUUUCCUUUACACAUGAGAGAGUGUUUGCAGAAAGAUUACAAGGGAAGGUACUAUGAAGAUUUCUACAGGUGAGAACUGGCGGGGGUAAAUGAUUAUUGGAAAAAACAAGUCUUUAUUGAAACAGG
This is a messenger RNA of Leptinotarsa decemlineata (Colorado potato beetle), 1062 nucleotides long. It is a transcript of the gene Iml1, whose product is annotated as GATOR complex protein Iml1. Gene Ontology annotation, cellular component: GATOR1 complex; lysosomal membrane. The record is from RefSeq and is a predicted model, not a curated record. Gene Ontology annotation, molecular function: GTPase activator activity. Lineage: Eukaryota; Metazoa; Arthropoda; Insecta; Coleoptera; Chrysomelidae. Gene Ontology annotation, biological process: negative regulation of TORC1 signaling; cellular response to amino acid starvation; intracellular signal transduction.